CGUCCGGUCCCAGCAAAUUCCCCAGUUACCAACGUUGAGUUGGGACGUCGACCUACAAGGGGAGAAAAACAAGCAAAACUUGUUGUGAACCGUGGAAACUAUCGCUAUUAUUAUACUAUUGGAACUUUUCUAGCACCGGGAUCGUCUUUCUAAUCGUUCAAAGUUAUUUCGGUCGGUUGAACAAAAAAAAAGUUUUUUCCCAAACUGGAGUGUCGGUAGAGAACUCGGGGAGGGUACUGUUGACAAGACUGGAGGCCGCAAUCAGUACUCUUUUGUCGUCAUCGAGGGGACAGUUUAUUGUCCAGGCAUUCCGACAUUAUACUCGUUUCCUCGUCCCUUUCUUCAACUAUUUUAAAGCGAUAUGAACUCCAACCAGCACCAGCUCAUGCCGGGGCAACAGGUCGUGCACGUAGCCCAGGACUCGGACACUGAACUACAGGCCCUUUUCAAUUCUGUCAUGAAUCCAAAACCCUCGUCGUGGAGAAAGAAAAUGCUCCCAGAGUCAUUUUUUAAAGAACCAGACUCGGGGUCUCACUCUAGACAGAGCAGCACCGACUCCACCUGCCAGCCUCCCCGUCUCCAGGUCUCCCACACCCGCUCCCACUCUUCUCCGGCCUCCCUUCAGCUCGGGACCGGGGCCAACCCCAGCUCCCAGAACCUCCACCACCACCAGCGCCACCAGUCCUUCGAUGUGGCCGAGGAACUGCCUCUGCCUCCCGGCUGGGAAAUGGCCUAUACCAGCAAUGGGCAAAAGUAUUUUUUAAACCACAUGGAGAAGAUAACAACAUGGAUUGAUCCCCGGAAAUCCAUGGCACCCAACAUGGCAGCCAUGUCCCUGCACCACAAUGCGCAGAGCAACAACACACACAGCCUUGCUCCACCACAACGAAGCCUGGUCCUGUCUCAACCAAACCUGGUGAUGCAGCAUCAGCAGCAGCAGCAGCACCGUCUCCUCCAGCACCCACAACAGAUGCAGACCCAGCAGGUACCGGUUUCGACCCUGAACCCAGCAGGUGGCCUGGCCCAGCAGCAGCACAGCUCGGGGGGCCUCAUGAACCUGCCGGGACCCCUGGGUAACGGCUUGGGUGGCGUUGGUGGCAUCAAAGGUGCCAUCAGUCCUAUCAGUGUGAACCAGCAGCAGAAGAUGAGGCUCCAAAGAAUCCAGCUGGAAAGAGAGAGGAUUCAGAGACGACAAGAAGAGCUCAUUAGACAGGUGACGCAUGCAAAAGAGGUGGCACUUUGCCAGCAGCUCCCUACUGAAGCAGAAAGUAUGGCAACAGCAACCCCCUCUGCUGGCGCAAUCCAGAACAACAACAACAUCCCAACAAGUGGCUCCGACCCUUUUCUCAACAGUGGUCAUUUUCACCACUCAAGGGAACAGAGCAGUGACAGUGGAUUGGGAUUAGGCUGUUACAGUAUCCCCACCACACCUGAGGACUUCCUCAACAAUAUGGAGGAGAUGGACACUGGUGAAGCCCUAGCCCACGGGACUCUGAGUGUACCUGGCGGGCAGCCUGGUCGCUUUGCAGACUUCUUGGAUUCACUCCCAGGAACAAACGUCGACCUGGGAACACUGGAGGGUUCCGACAUCAUACCCAUCCUCAACGACGUGGAGUCUGUUCUGAACAAAACUGAACCUUUCCUCACCUGGCUUUAAAUAUGUUUCAAUAUGAAUGCACACACAGUUCACCACAAGAAUUUAGACCCUAAAUAGAAAUGUUUUUGAGCGAUUCCUCCUCAAGCAAAUUUUGGCAUCAACACAUUAUCUCUUUACCAUAAAAGCUUGGUGAUGUUCAGAAGGAGAGUGUAUGGUAUACAUCGUGUUGUUCUCUUGAAGCGUGGGCCAACACCGACUGGAUACCAUUAGAAGUACCUAUCUUCAAUCCUAUUUCUAGCAUCAGUCAUAGUUCACAUAUCUAAUUUGUAGAAUCCUAUUCUGUUAUUUAUUUUACAGAUGAGCAAAAAACCUGCACACAUCUGGCACCCACAUAGGUAAAACGUAAUAAAGCGGAUUCCUAUAUCUGCAAACUCAAUCCCCUAAUCACGGGGGAUUGAGUUUCUUAAGCUUUGCAUGAUGCCCAAGUGCAACAAAACACAUUUCUUGAUAUAUAUAUUUUUUAUUACAUGUUUGUAUUUCAAUUUUAAAUGAUGAAUCCUAUACAUAUUACUAGGAUUGUAGAGACAAUUAUGUAUUGAUAAGGCCAUGUGAACAAGAAAUGGUGUUGUGGAAUCUACACUUUAUACUCUUUUAUACUCCUUUCUACAGUAUAUUAUUACCGUGUUGUGAAAUUGGAUUAUCAGACAAAUGGAUUAGUUAUGCCAUUGCUGCCUGUAGAGCACCUAUUUCUAAUCUACUAAUAAGCCAGUGGGUUAGCUGUUUCUUUGCUCCUUCCCGUUGAUAGAACAGGACGGCUCCAGGCACAGUCUGGCCUGUUUUUUUUUACUCUGAUCCCAAGAAUGAGAGGCCAUAAUCUCUUCUCUAAAUUAGAUUGCAUAUGUAUUAUUUAUCAAGCUUUUAUCAUGGCAGUUUUGUUAUUUUUAUUGUUUUUUUGAGGAGGGUUUUCUUAACUUUUUCUGUCAAUGACAGAUUUUUUUUAUCCAAAGACGAAUUCAGUUGUUUUCACAUCCCUAACAUGAAUUGAGAAACUCUUCGAAGCUGGACACUGGGAGAGGAUCACAUGUCAAUCCCUCCUCCACAGACACUGGCAUGCACACACACAAUCUAUCAGCUGUCGCUGCCCACCAAAUAAGAUAAAACUUGGAAUAUCCCAACUGGCCAGAGGAGCAUGCCUCCCAGGAUGCCUUUCCACAAGGGAACGUUACAAAGGCAAGUCAGUGAGGGCUCGUCUUUUUCAGCUUUUGAAGGUUGGCAAUUAUGCAUUUACUGUAAUACUACAAAGGGAUAAACCAAUUAUAGAAAUGUUUUGUUGGAUUACACAUCUGCCCACCCUGUCGUAAUAUUAACAAGACGUUGGAUGAUAGGGAAUGAUAUCCACUCAACAUUGCCUCUAAAAUUAUAUCAAAUCACAAGAAUACUCAUCUAUUAUACAUUAUUCAGUGGACAUGAAGCAGUAUUCCAGCUAAAUUUGAAGAUGUGAUAUAUUACAGUAAACACAUUGAAUGGAAUACACUGUUUCUUCAUUGCAUGAAAUUAUUAUUAGUUAGAAUAUCAGCCAACUUCAAAGUCUUUGAAACCUGUCACAGAUCAGUGUUUACUACAUUACGUAAUAUUUGUAUUAUCAAUACCAAGGACUAUGUUAACUUUGUUUGAUGCUUGUUUUCUUUAAUGUUUUUGUUAUGUUUCUGCAGCAUAUUGGCCUGUUGAACAAGAUUUACUGUUAUCUGGUGGUUUCCUUGUUUGCGUUACUUUUUGAAAAAAAAUGACAGAAAUGGUUAUUGUAGUGUUGAUGAUUGCCUAAGAUGAAUGAACAACAUGUUCCCACCACAUAAGAAAAACAUGAGGACCUAAACUAAUCUGAGGUGUGAGCCAGCCAGCGAUCCAAAAAUACUUGUCUUGUGGAAUUACCUUUUUUAUAUUAGCGAUCAAACAAGUUGCAACUGCUUUGUAUCUCAUUUUGCAUCUAGGCUGGAUUCUGCUUAGUUGGGCAGCCUUUGUGUUCUACAGGUGGUCUUUGGACUCUAGCUACAUUUAUAUAACCAUCACUGACAAGAGGAUAUAAGUUUGGUUAAGUUGUUGUGCUGAGGAGAAAUUCAAGUUGAUUGAUUCUACACUAUUAUGGCUUGUUACUGAUUACAAUCAAGGAGGGACGGAAAGUGAUAAUGAGAUGAGCAGACGGAGGAAAACAGUUAGAGCAAGGAUUGGUAAAGCUUAAUAAAAGGAACUCGAUUUCACAUCUGACUGAUUUGAAUUGUUCCCCUGGCCAAACAUACAAAAAGGCAAGGUUUUGUAUUUGGAAGAUAAAGAAGUAUAUUGUUAUUUAACAAUGUCCUGCAAUCUUUACAAAGGAAAGGACAUGCAAGUAAUGUCUGGAAUGUGUCUACAAAUGAAUUACAUGAAAUGGUGUAACUUGACUAAAGAAUAAACCACAAUAUCUUAUGCAA
Messenger RNA from Gadus macrocephalus (Pacific cod), 4062 nucleotides. RefSeq names its product WW domain containing transcription regulator 1 (gene wwtr1). The record is from RefSeq and is a predicted model, not a curated record. Gene Ontology annotation, biological process: hippo signaling; positive regulation of transcription by RNA polymerase II. The transcript has 7 exons. Gene Ontology annotation, cellular component: cytoplasm; nucleus. The coding region runs from base 362 to 1657 and encodes 431 amino acids. Lineage: Eukaryota; Metazoa; Chordata; Actinopteri; Gadiformes; Gadidae. Gene Ontology annotation, molecular function: transcription coactivator activity; transcription corepressor activity; protein binding.